Ceratosolen solmsi marchali is the source of this 791-nucleotide messenger RNA. It is a transcript of the gene lolal, whose product is annotated as longitudinals lacking protein-like. Gene Ontology annotation, biological process: regulation of transcription by RNA polymerase II. Gene Ontology annotation, cellular component: nucleus. The transcript is spliced from 4 exons. Gene Ontology annotation, molecular function: protein binding. NCBI's taxonomy places the organism in Eukaryota, Metazoa, Arthropoda, Insecta, Hymenoptera, Agaonidae. The record is from RefSeq and is a predicted model, not a curated record. Bases 365 to 748 code for a protein of 127 amino acids.
UUCUUUUAAAUCCUUUAUUUGUGCUUAAAUUCUAGACAGCGUGUAAUACUAGAUAAUACAUAUACUACAUAUAACACAGAGUGUUAGCAUUACGAAUUGCGUCGUGUGUAUGACUGCGCGUAUAAUAUAGAUUCUGAAAAAGUGUAGUUAACUGUACAGUAAGAGCUUUUUCAAUAACCUCACCAUACACUGCAGACCUGUUUUUCUCUGUUCACCUUGGAUGAUCAUAGUAUCUUCAACUUAACUUUACUCAUAAUAACUACUUCCAACGUAAAAUAAAGGAGCGGAGUAAAAUUUUAUCGCAUCUUCAAUAAGGAAAAGGUAGUGGUCACAUAAUAACAACAAAAAUAUUGUGAAAAAUAUAAUGGCUGGAGAACAGCAGCAAUUUUUUCUCAAAUGGAAUGACUUCCAAUCAAAUAUGGUUUCAUCGUUUAAACAUCUGCGUGAUGAAAAGAGCUUCACAGAUGUAACAUUAGCAUGUGAUGGUCAAACAUGUAAAGCACAUAAAAUGGUACUAUCUGCAUGCAGUCCAUAUUUUAAAUCAUUACUAGAGGAAAAUCCAUCUAAACAUCCAAUUAUUAUAUUAAAAGAUGUAGCAUAUAGUCAUCUUCAAGCAAUUUUAGAAUUUAUGUAUGCAGGCGAAGUAAAUGUAUCCCAAGAUCAAUUACCAGCAUUUUUGAAAACAGCAGAUCGAUUAAAGGUUAAGGGAUUAGCAGAAGCUCCUGGUGCCAUUAAAAGGGAAGGUUAAAUUUUUUACAACUAUAUACGAUAUUUUGGAAAGUGUGCGGAUU